Molecule: messenger RNA, 3064 nt
Organism: Schistocerca gregaria
Lineage: Eukaryota; Metazoa; Arthropoda; Insecta; Orthoptera; Acrididae
Exons: 6
Coding region: 137-850 (237 amino acids)
Source: RefSeq, a predicted model, not a curated record
GAGUGUUUUUGUUUAUGUAUGUCGCAAUGACUGAAGUUUAAGACUUUGCCGAACAUUUGCCGCUUUACACUUGUACGUAUGUGGUAGUGUUUAGCAUGUAGGAGAGAAAUAAUCAAGAAAAUAUUCAUAGGUGCAUAUGAACAGUUCUGUAACUGAUAUCAAGUUCAGGGUGAGAAAUGCCACGUAUAAAACAACAUAUUCCACAUUCUCAAGAAAAGAACCAGAGUUUAAGUGUUCUUACAGUAUGUACAGCACAUCAAAUACAAGGCUAAGUCCAUCAUUAGAUGUGCACAAAAAGGCUGUUUUACCUUUGAAGAUGGGCAACACAGAGUAUAUGGAAAAAUAUAGAUAUCCUGUUCCUGCUGAAGCAGCUGUGUAUGUGGAGAAACCAGUGACAUCUGUUUGUAAGGGCAAUCUGAUUCAACGAAGUGAAUUAAAUCCAUUUGACUGUAGCAUUGUAAAGCACAUGGAUCCAUACAUAAGUGUGUCCCGUCUCAUGACUGAAAACUCUACACCAAUGUGGAAGGAUGAUCACAUACUUCCUACUCGUGAAGGUUACCCUAAAGUUUCAAGUAAGUUUCAUCAGCCUGUAUAUGAUCGCUCAAUCCUUAGUUCCAAACCGACUUACAGAAACUGGGUUCCACCUCCUCGAAGUCUCAGGAAUACAGGUGUGCAGUCUGAGACGAAUUACCAGUACAGUCGGCUAAGAAAUGUCUGCAGCAGAAGCAGUCAAUACCCAGUCAAGUGUGACAUUGCUGCACCACGCAUUAUGAGUUCUGUGAAUUAUGUUACUGAAUAUGACCACAUUGGUCACAAGUGGCCUGUCAGAGCUGUUGUUGAUCCAGGGUAGAUUAUGUUGAGAUAUAUUUCUUCUUGUAGAUAAGUAAGAUUCUUAAUAUGAUACAUUCUGCAUGAUUAUAGACUUUUCAGUAGGAUCAAAGAUAGGGAAAUAGAGCUUUUGUUAUUAAAAGGCUGUGUAACAAAUGCACAAAAGAACACUGGAAUUAGACUUUAACUUUGUUUAGAAUCAUGUUAACCAAUUUAUCUGUGUGUCGUUUUGGAUACAAGGGCCUUUAUGAGGAGAUGCUUAAUGCAGUGUGUGAUGACAUAUUUAUUUUUAUUGUUAGUGAGUUAACUCUGUAUAUAAAAGAACAGUGUGGAACAGAAGGGAGAAACUGAAGCAAACCUAACAAGGAAAAUGAAUCUUAUUAUUAAGAGCAGUUAACACAUGUCCAAGGACCUCAAUAACAAGUUGAUAGCAGUUAGAUAUUUGUAUAAAAAUAAGGUCUCAGGAAUUUGUGGAACGAAGACUGGAAAUAUUGUAUAUGAAAUAUGUAAUCCAAUUCCAAAGGAAUGUGUUUUAGAAAGGUGAUGUAUGUCAGUAAUGAAAGCUCAAAAGUAAGAACAGCAAACAUGGUUACAUAGGAAAUGUAAAGUUAUACAUGCAUAAAAAGUGAAGAAAAGAGUGAUGUCAGUACAUUCUGUCUGCAAUAGUAAACAGUACAGGUAGUGUUGCUGCAGGAAGUCAAAAGACUAGGAAGAUGUGCCUAAGAAAUAAAUGAAAACUGAGGGAAUAUGUGAAUUUUAUACCAACUUGAUUUUAUACAAGUUGUCUUGAUUCACAAGACAUGAAUAAUGUGGAAAAUAUUACAAAUCAUUUUGAGGAGGAACUUGUACCAUAAGUGCAGUUGUUGUUUCACACCAAAGGAACUUUGAAGAGAAUUGUAGUUGAUUAUACUAAGUGGGAAGAAAACUGGAUGGCAUAAAAAUAAAUUCAAAACCAACAAAGAUAAAAAGGAUGAGAUGCCUAACAUGUUCAACAAAUUUGAUUUGUUAAAGAUAUUUGUAUUCUCUUUUCACACAGACAAGCAGUGGCCUUGGCCCAUGAAACAAAAACUGACUCGUUCUGACAACUCCAUUAGUCACCAAGAUAAAGGCAUUUUAAAAAUUAAACAGUGGGGUGAUUCCUCGCCCUCCCCCCACCUCCUUCUUAUAGCAGAUCUGCGAGACAGAUUCAGUCACACAACUCUUUUGCUUAAAAAAGUCACAUAGUAAAUAUACAUUGAAUAUAUGAAUUUUUUGCUGUUAUGGUUGUCUGAAUGGCAUGCCACCCAAAAGUUUACUGCAGUAUCCUUGGAAACUUGCACAUGACUUAAACAUCACAUAUCACUUGCCUUGAUAGUGCUAUUCCAACAUCUAGGUCUAUAGAGUGUGAUAAGAUGGAUGGGAGCAUUGUCAAUUUUGGGCUUCAGGUGAUAGUUUAUCAAACAUAUGCAGUUAAUGUGAGUUAUAAUUUAUCACUUCAUGUGUGUCCAGUCAAGAGUCAUCAGUCCCUACAGCUAAUGAAUGAGUUGGCACUCAUCAUUUACCAAGAUAUUUGAAUUCUGCCACGUUGGGUAGAUCUGUGUUGUAAGUGUGGAUAAUCCCAGGCUCUAAUUGAUUCACUUACAUGUUGGUUUUUUUUGUCCUAAUUUUGUUGAAGCACAGGCCAAAUUGAAUUAGUCAGCCACACUACAUCCAGAAUUUCUUUUGGAGAUUAAAUUGCUGCUCAUGGUCAACAUGACACCAUCAACUUACAGGAGAGCCAAUGGUAGUGGCUUUUGCAGGACUGAUGUAACAGUGUUCAUCACAAGACUGAAGUGAAGAUUAUCAGAGCCUUGAUGGAGUCCUUGAUUGUGCUAAAGAAGUCAUUUCACUCUCCUGCUGUGGUCUGGACAUCACUUCUAAGUUCUUAAUACACCAGAUCGACCUACCUGACAAGAUACACUGUGGGAUACCUCAUGUCGAGCUUGAAUGUUGAGGUAUGCUGAAAUAUGAUGUGUGGUGCUUGAUACUUUGUAAAAAGAAGUGUUUGAAAUCAUUCAUUGUGUCAUUCAGAAGCCAGGUUGGACAGGAACUUAGAAAACAAUGGAAGAAGUUUCAUACUUAUUUUAUUUUUAUUUCUUAGUUACAUUCAGUUGCUAGUAAGCAGAUACUGUAAUAUUUUUGGAAGUAUGGUUUUUUAUAACAGAAUAUUAGGGGAUUGAAAUAAAAGGUAAAUGAUCUGCUUGUAUACAUAGAAGAA